Oncorhynchus keta (chum salmon) is the source of this 882-nucleotide messenger RNA. Its product is annotated as sodium/glucose cotransporter 5-like. The transcript is spliced from 9 exons. The record is from RefSeq and is a predicted model, not a curated record. Gene Ontology annotation, cellular component: plasma membrane. Lineage: Eukaryota; Metazoa; Chordata; Actinopteri; Salmoniformes; Salmonidae. Gene Ontology annotation, biological process: transmembrane transport. Gene Ontology annotation, molecular function: D-glucose:sodium symporter activity. The coding region runs from base 154 to 882 and encodes 242 amino acids.
UUAGUGAAUCAGUGGUCAGGUGUGGGGUUAGUGAAUCAGUGGUCAGGUCUGGGGUUAGUGAAUCAGUGGUCAGGUCUGGGGUUAGGUGUGUGUGUGUGUUAUUGUUAGGUGUGUGUUAGGGUUAGGUGUGUGUGUUAGUGUGAUCGGUCAGUAAUGGCGUCCAACUCCACCACCCAGUUCUUUGCUCUGUCCCAGUCCUUCAGUAUCUCUGACAUCAUCAUCAUCGCUGCUUACUUCCUGCUCAACGUAGCCGUCGGCAUCUGGUCGUCGUGCAGGGUCAGCAGGAACACUCUGAGUGGAUACUUCCUGGCUGGGAGAGACAUGGCCUGGUGGCCGAUCGGAGCCUCUCUGUUUGCCAGUAGCGAGGGCUCUGGUCUGUUCAUCGGUCUGGCUGGAACAGGAGCUGCCGGAGGCAUCGCUGUCGCUGGCUUCGAAUGGAACGCCACCUAUGUGUUGCUGGCAUUGGCUUGGGUGUUUGUACCAGUCUAUGUGUCUUCAGGGAUCGUGACCAUGCCGGAGUACCUGGGUCGUCGGUUCGGAGGGGAGAGGAUCAGAACCUACCUGUCUGUUCUCUCUCUGAUGCUGUCUGUCUUCACCAAGAUAUCAACAGACCUGUACUCAGGGGCGUUGUUUGUCCAGGUGUGUUUAGGAUGGAACCUGUACCUGUCUACCGUCCUCAUGCUGGUGGUCACUGCCCUCUACACUAUAGCAGGUGGUCUGGCUGCUGUCAUCUAUACAGACACUCUGCAGACCUUCGUCAUGAUUAUAGGAGCAAUCAUCCUCACCAUCACAGCAUUCAACCAGAUUGGAGGCUACAGUAACUUGGAGAGAGUUUACCAGGCAGCCAUCCCUUCUAAGAUCAUCCCCAACAGUAGCUUAUAG